This is a messenger RNA of Macrobrachium nipponense, 372 nucleotides long. RefSeq names its product protein FAM200B-like. The transcript has 2 exons. The coding region runs from base 1 to 372 and encodes 123 amino acids. The record is from RefSeq and is a predicted model, not a curated record. Lineage: Eukaryota; Metazoa; Arthropoda; Malacostraca; Decapoda; Palaemonidae.
AUGGACAAACUAAGGUCAUUCACUAAGAAGCUGGAGCUUUGGGAAGGGAAGGUUAAAGAUGGAAAUCUGAGCAUGUUUGAUCACCUGGGUGAGGCACUUGAUAAAAACAAAAACACUGGAAAUCUGGAUGGGGUGCAGCUUGUGCAACCACAUCUAGCUUCUCUGCGGAUGGAGUUGCAGUCUUACUUCCCCGAGUUGAGUGAACUGGAAUCAAAAUUGAUUAGAAACCCAUUCAUUGUGAAUAUGCACCUUCUCCCACAUAAAAUGCAAGAAGAAUUCUUAGUGUUGGUGAAUGACUCUGUUGCAAAAGUUGCAUUUGAAACACUUACCCUGACCAAGUUCUGGUUUAAAGUGAGCUUAGAAGAAUCUUAA